AUGCCUGUCUCUACGAGAAAAUCGCUGGCACGAGCGCCUGACGGUCAUCCUGAGUCAUCAGGACAAGAUGUCACUGAGAUUAUGAACGAAUUGGCAAGCGUUGCCCCAGAGACUCCGUCUCGAAAGCGUCCUCGGCGAUCUAGCAUCAUGGAUGGCUCAAAAGGACCCCCGAACAAGAUGCUUGCAGUUGAGAUUCUUCACCCGGCAAGCGCUCAGAGUACCCCGGGCAGACCUUCCCCCAGGAAGACUUCAGGUCGACUGAAGGCACGCACCUCGCUUCCUGCACGCACACCGGCCACCAGGCGUACUGAGUGGGACAUACCCGCUGACGAUGUCGAUGGCACCGGAAAAGAGACGAGAAUGGAGCCAGUGAAGAAGUUGGUUCCACUCGCAAAGCCCAAACCUCUGCAAAAGUCUCCGUUCAAAGGGAGGGGGAUUAUACAAACACGGAGCUCUGCACGAGUAAACCUAGAUGAUUCACCCGCCAAGCCUGAGAAAACUAAAGACCUCUCCAAAAUUACAAAAUCUCUGCAAAAGGUUGGACGACCUAAGCGGAAAUUAGCGAGACCACCUACACCAGGCCUUGGUCUGAAACCGGAUCCUCCGCCAGCUCGAUCUCAGUCCGAGUUCUCCCCACUCAAAGCUGAUCGCAAAUCUGCUUCGAGGAAGAGCCGGCAUGUUCCUACUUCUGCACAGCCUAACACAUCCGAGUCAGUCAACGACAACUCGGUUGCUCAUCCAGAAGAGGAGAGUAACAUUAUUCCAAAGCUGGUGCCUACUCAAAUAGAGGCACCGGCAGGCAAUGAAGCCGGCGAGGGGGAGACCGUCGAGGCAACAAAUGAGGACGAACAUGAAGGGCUGCAGGACGAAGAGCACACUGGGUUCACAGUACCGACUCCAUCAUCACCUCCACGCCCCAAUACUGAGGCUGAACAGCGAGCCAAGAAGCUUGUACUGGCCGAGGUUGAGGAAGAAAGACGACAAGCUAAGAAGAUUGCACUUCGGGGCAUAGAAGAAGCUGUCGAAUUCAGCGAAUUGAAAGAGCCGUGGGCAGAACUUCUAGUUGGUGUUGCGCGCCUUACAGAAGUGAGAUCUUCAAGUCAGCCAGAAUCAAUCAGGGGGAAAGGCGUGCAGCGAGAAAUUUUUCGUCUUCAGAAAACUUAUGUGAUGCUGCGGGGGCAGAAUUCCUCGUCAAACCAAAUUCAACAUGGGAGUAUCAGAGAAGACAUGAAACGUCUACAAGAUCGCUGCGCUGGCAUCGAGGAGCAUAAGUUGAAAGAUCAAGGUCCAAACCCUCUUAAACGCUCCGAGAGAAAGAAGAUGGUGCUUGACGUUUAUCAGCAUCUGGUUCCCAACAUGGUCAAACUCGCCAAAAGCGUGUUGAAAACUCGAUUCAUUGAUAAUGACCUGACCGUCCAUGCCCACAAAGAAAUUGUCUUCUUCCUGAGGCUUGCAGAAAGUCUGGUUACGACAGCGAGAGAGUGGGAACCUGAGCCCGAGUUGGAAAGCGGAAUCAAAUCCAUUGCUAUUCACAGCAUCGCCAUCAAUGCUAAAAGUAUCGUGUCGAAAUACGAAGAGGUCCUUCUCAGGGAGGCUGGUAGGGUGUACUCAGAGCGUCUACACCUAAAGCAGGUAGCAGAUCUCGAGAAAUUGGACAGGGGAAUACAGAGGAGGAAUGCGAAAAUCAAUGCGGCGCACAGGCGAUUUUGGCACCAAGAUCAUGGAUGGCCUGGAAGGAGAAGGCGUUGGCCCGAAACCCAUUUGGUAGCUGAGCAGGUUAUUGAUAUUGAUGACCUCGAUGGUAUCCAAUCGGGAGAUCCUCCAAACUCGGUCCACAGGUUGUCUCAAACAUCGCGAGCAAGGAUUGGAAGACAACCUACUGAGGACAUUCCACCACCCAGCCAGUACACCUGGACGCAUAAAGAGACCGAGUUCUUGCUGAAUGCGCUCCAACGCUUUACCAAUGAGAAUCGCUUUGAACUGAUUAUUGAGCGUUAUGGUGGUCCUUUCGGUAUAUUGAAAAACUUCGAUAUGGAUCAAAUCAUGGCCCAAGCAAGGUUCCUAAAAGAAAGCAUGACUACUCGCUUGGGACACAAGAGUCCCUCUGAUCCGCAGUGGGGUUGGUUGAUGACUGUG
Messenger RNA from Exophiala aquamarina CBS 119918, 2136 nucleotides. RefSeq lists its product as uncharacterized. NCBI's taxonomy places the organism in Eukaryota, Fungi, Ascomycota, Eurotiomycetes, Chaetothyriales, Herpotrichiellaceae. The record is from RefSeq and is a predicted model, not a curated record. The annotation marks the transcript as partial. The transcript has 2 exons.